AUGACCGAACAAACGCAGCAGCCUGACUACCAUCUCAUCGGAACCCAUACGAGAUACUCCAGCUGGACAUCCCGUGUAGAAACGGUCCUCAAGUACUUCAACAUCCCUUACACAUCCCAGAUCAUCCACUUAUCUGAGGUCAAAAAGGUCUCCCAUACAGGCCUAGUCCCAUUGCUAGAAUGUCGCUCACUCGGCCAAAACAUCCGUCUCAAUGACUCCCUAGCCAUCUGCGAGUUUCUGGCCGAGUCCAAUCCCGAACUCAAUCUCUGGCCGCGCGACCGACGGCUCAGAGCAUUGGCGCGCAGCGCAGCAGCGGAGAUGCACUCGGGGUUCUCGACAUUGAGAAAUCAUUAUGGCACGAACUUCAUUGCCCGGUAUACGGGGAACGUUCCCGUAUCCGAGCAGGCAAAGAAGGAGAUCGAGCGACUGCUCGUUAUCUGGGAUAAUGCGAGGCGUACGACCAUGGCUUGUUUGGCCGAAUUGAAAGAGAAGGAUGAGGGAUUCUUGUUUGGUUCGUUUAGUAUUGCCGAUGCUUUCUUCUGGCCUGUUCUUUGGCGCUUCCGUACCUAUAACCUUCCUCUUGACACGGCCAGUCCUGCUGCGUUGGCCUGGAUGGAGACUAUGUGGAACAAUCCCACUAUACAGAGGCUGGCGCAUAACUAUUAUCGCCAAGCAGAAUUACCGGAGACGCGGAUCGCCCACUAUGAUGAUAUCUUCCACGACCGGGAUGAUGUUCAGUAUGGCACGUUCUUGGAGGGUUGGACGUUCAGCGUUGCUGAGAAGAGGUUUAACUGA
This is a messenger RNA of Aspergillus pseudotamarii, 795 nucleotides long. RefSeq names its product glutathione S-transferase. The record is from RefSeq and is a predicted model, not a curated record. Bases 1 to 795 code for a protein of 264 amino acids. The transcript is spliced from 4 exons. Gene Ontology annotation, biological process: glutathione metabolic process; L-phenylalanine catabolic process. NCBI's taxonomy places the organism in Eukaryota, Fungi, Ascomycota, Eurotiomycetes, Eurotiales, Aspergillaceae. Gene Ontology annotation, molecular function: maleylacetoacetate isomerase activity; glutathione transferase activity.